CCAACCUCCCACUUUAGUUGGAACUUUCCCGAGAGAAGAGAGAGAGAAUUUUACGUGAGGAUGAUGAACGUGGUGGCCAUUUGCCUCGUAGUGACGUCGCUCGCGGCGGCCGGAGUCUUGUCUCCGGGCCCGGAGAAGCAGAGCAGCGACCGAAAGAACGACGAGGUGAUCUUGAAGGAGGGCCACCGAGUCGUCGUCGUCGAGUACGACCGGGACGGCCACGCCAACACCAAGGUCUCCAUCUCGCCGGAGCACGACCACGUCCCCAUCAAGCCAGCCUCCGUCUCCAACCUCGAGGGCCACCUCUACCAAGGCGCCAAGGACGUCCUCGAACGCUCCAAGGACAAGGUGAAGGAGGCGGCCUCUUCGGUGGUUCCGGAGCGGAAGGAAGACGGUGGCGGUCGUGGCUAUACUGGCGCGAAGGAGCUGAUAUGUGACGCCUUGGGCAAGUGCAAGCACGGGAUCGCCAGCAGCCUCGAGAAGGCCAAGGAGGAGGUGACGGAGAAGGUCCACAAGGUCGAGGAAGACGCGAGGCAGGCGAAGGAUGCGGCGGAGGAGAAGCUGCGGAGGGCCGGGGAGGCGGUGACGCUGAAGGCGCACGAGGCCAAGGAGAUGGCGAGGGAGACCUUCGAGAGCACGCGGGGCGCCGUGCAGACCGCCAAGGAGGAAGGGAAGAUGAUGGCCGAGGACAUCCGGAGGAACGUGUCGGUGGCAGCCGGGGCAGCGAAGGAGCGGGCCAAGGAGAAGGCGGAGGAAGCGAAGGAGGCCGCAACCAGCGUGGGCUCAAGGCUGCGCAGGCUUGGGGAGACGGCCAGGAGGCACGUGGCCUCGCUGUUCGACAGGAGGACGCUGGCGGGGCUGGUGCACCUACUGGGGUUCGCGAUGGCGUACGGGACGUGCGCGUGGGUGACGUUCGUGUCGAGCUACGUGCUGGCGGGGGCGCUGCCGAGGCAGCAGUUCGGGAUGGUGCAGAGCAAGAUGUACCCGGUGUACUUCAGGGCCAUGUUCUCCAGCGUCGCCCUGACCCUGGUGGGGCAUUUGUUGGGCCAGGGGAGGCAGGUAUUCGCGAGCAAGCCGGAGAUGUUGCAGGGCUUGAACUUGUUGGCCUCGCUUCCACUGGUCCUGGCCAAUAUGCUCUACUUGGAGCCUCGUGCCACUAAGAUAAUGUUCGAGAGGAUGAAGCUGGAGAAGGAAGAGGGCAGAGGGCGAGAGCACCAGGGCGGUGCCGAGGCGACCCGCGCUACCGAACGGAGGCCCCCGCUGCCAGAUGACGCUGCAGCGCCGACACAGGAGGACAGGGAAGGAGACGCCCUCCGGUCCCGAGUAGCGAGGUUGAACGAGAGGCUAAGGAAGCUGAACUCGUAUUCGUCGCUCCUCAACGUCGCGACACUGAUGGCCCUCACUUGGCAUCUGGUCUGUCUUGCCCAGCGCAUCUCGGCGCCGUGCUGAUGUGCACCCGAACUUGGGAAGAUUUUGAUGAAUGCCGGUGCAGUAAAGAGUCCUUUUGCUUGCUUCUGGUUCAUCUGUGUACAUAUACGCCUUUGUGUAUGGUUCGGCUUUGAAACAGAGACCAACUGCUUUUGGGUUUUGCCGUCAUUUGGUCUGAUUGCCCAUACUUCUUAGGUUGGAUGCGCCGCCUCUAUUUAAGUGCUUUGCUACUCAGGGUGCUGCCAUACAAAAUAGAUUUUCUUCGUUCUAUUGGGCUAGGUGCUUCAAGACAAGCCUCUCCAAAAGAUUUAAUU
Rhodamnia argentea is the source of this 1742-nucleotide messenger RNA. RefSeq lists its product as uncharacterized. The record is from RefSeq and is a predicted model, not a curated record. The transcript is spliced from 3 exons. NCBI's taxonomy places the organism in Eukaryota, Viridiplantae, Streptophyta, Magnoliopsida, Myrtales, Myrtaceae. Bases 61 to 1449 code for a protein of 462 amino acids.